This is a messenger RNA of Lactuca sativa (garden lettuce), 633 nucleotides long. Its product is annotated as protein MOS2. Gene Ontology annotation, cellular component: spliceosomal complex. Gene Ontology annotation, biological process: mRNA splicing, via spliceosome. NCBI's taxonomy places the organism in Eukaryota, Viridiplantae, Streptophyta, Magnoliopsida, Asterales, Asteraceae. The record is from RefSeq and is a predicted model, not a curated record. Gene Ontology annotation, molecular function: nucleic acid binding.
AUGAAACUCUCCUUCUCUCUUUCCUCAUCAAAGAAUUCAUCAAAACCCUCAAAAUCCUCAUUCAGUUCUUCACGAGAUCACGAUGAUCAAUCUCCGGAAAAGGAAUUCCUCACAGAGUUCGAUUCAUCCAUAACCCUAGCCGAUUCCAUUUCCAAAAGAACUAUCGUUAUUCCCCCAAUUCCCAACGAAUGGAACCCGCAAAAGCAAACGACGAACAUCGAUAUACCCAUCAAAUCCAACGACCCAAAUCUUGAGUUCGAAGUAGACACCAACUCUGCUGAAGAACCCAUCGACUCCAACAUCUCCUAUGGUCUCAAUCUCCGUACGAAGAAAGCUUCCCGUUCUGAUAAGGACCCGGAAGUUGAUCGGUCGGAAUCAUUGUCGUCGAUUAAUCGUUUGAUGUUGAUGAAACUGAGAAGUGAUUUGAAGAGUUUGCCGGAUGAUAGAGGAUUAGAUGAGUUCGAUGAUGUUUCAGUUGAAGAGUUUGCACCUGCAUUGUUGAAAGGAUAUGGAUGGUAUGAAGGGAGAGGGAUUGGGAAGAAUGCAAAAGAAGACGUUAAGGUGUUUCAGUUUACAAAAAUGACUGCAAAACAAGGGUUAGGGUUUGUUAACAAUGGAGGAAAAGGUACUUGA